Molecule: messenger RNA, 1030 nt
Organism: Phytophthora sojae
Lineage: Eukaryota; Oomycota; Peronosporomycetes; Peronosporales; Peronosporaceae
Exons: 2
Molecular function (GO): N-acetyltransferase activity
Source: RefSeq, a predicted model, not a curated record
AUGGCGUCCGUCGAGCAGCCCAAGGAGCAGCCCAAGCUCUGCAUCCGCCAGUAUGCGCCGCAGGACCAGGAAGGUGUGAACGCCGUCUUCGUGGACGGCUGCGAGUUCUACCGGGACAGCUUCCCGGCGCACGUGCAGGACCACUGGAAGGAGUUCAUCCGGGAGAGUCUCGACGGCGACCUGGCCCGCAUCCCGAGCACGUACAUCACCCCCGGCGGCAACUUUUGGGUCGUAACGGCGACGGGAGCCGACGGCGGAGAGAAGGUCGUGGGCAUCGUGGGGCUGGAGGCCCAGGGUGAUGGUGUGGGAGAACUGCGACGCAUGGCCGUCUCGAGCGCCUUCAGGCGCCACGGUCUCGGCCGCCGCCUCGUGGCGGAGCUGGAGGGCUGGGCCAGGACCAACGGCUUCACCAAGGUCAUCCUCAGGAACGGCGGCCCCAAGGACGACGCACGCGCCUUCUACCGGGCCAUCGGCUACCAGGACGUCGGCACGAUGGUCGUGUCGCUCGAGCCGCGUGUGGAAGUCUUCGAGCUGGCCAAGCAGCUCAGCGAUGACCUGCCGCAAGUGAUCCAGCUCUUCAAGGACGGCAUGCUCAACUACCCCAAGAGCCAGCAAGACCCGCGCCUCCACGAGUACAUCGACAACAGCCUCAAGACGGACCUGAGCGACAUCGCGGGCACGUACAUCACGCCCGGCGGCAACUUCUGGGUCGCCACGCCUCGCGACGAACCAUCGCUCGUGGUGGGCAUGGUGGGUCUGGAACGGAAGCCCAACGCGGAAGGGGAGCUACGCCGCAUGUCGGUCAAGAGCUCUCACCGACGCUACGGCAUCGGUCGUCUGCUCAUCUCGACGCUGGAACAGUGGGCGGCAGAGCACCAACUCGGCAGAAUCUGGCUUACGACGGGCGGCGUCAUGGAUAAGGCGAGGGCCUUCUACACGUCCACGGGCUACACGGAGACCGAAGUCAUCAUCGUUCGGGAGGAGCCGCCCUUCGAGGUCAUCAAAAUUGGGACCCGCGAGCUUCGCGUGA